GGAGCAGGUACUUCUCCAAGCAAGAAACAAAACCAGUGGGGCACAGACCCCACUUCCACUGGACACGUCCUUCAGCCACUACAUUAUGUCGGACCAAAGCGUUCUUCGUAGCUCUACAGCUGUGAACCAGAGCACGGGACGGGACAUCAGACUUUUUUCAUCUCCAGAAGAAGACAGCAGUCUGUAUUUCACUUACAGUGGUGGACGCAAUGAACUGGAAGUUCAUAAUCUCAGCUAUGAGGUGGACACAGCAGCCCAGAUACCCUGGUAUGAGAGGCUGUCAGAGUUUAAGAUGCCUUGGGAGAUGCACAGCAACAAGCAAACAGCCAUUAAGGAUUUAAACCUACGUGUACACAGUGGCCAGAUGCUUGCUGUAAUUGGCAGCUCAGGUUGUGGCAAGACUUCCUUACUGGACAUCAUAACGUGUCGAGACGAGGGCGGCACUGUGAAAUCAGGAGAGAUUUUGAUCAAUAAGAAACCUUGCACGCGCUCCCUGGUAAAGAAAAACAUCGCUCACGUGCGGCAGGAUGACCGUUUGUUACCGCAUCUCACAGUAAGAGAGACGCUCGCUUUUGUGGCACAACUGCGGCUGCCCUCACACUUCACCCAGGAGCAGAGAGAUCAAAGGGUGGAUGAUGUCAUUGCAGAGUUGCGCCUGAGGCAGUGUGCACACACGCGGGUGGGGAAUGAGUAUGUGAGGGGGGUGUCAGGGGGUGAGAGGAGAAGAGUAAGCAUUGCUGUACAGCUACUCUGGAAUCCUGGUAUUCUCAUCCUAGAUGAGCCUACCUCUGGUCUAGAUAGCUUCACAGCCCAUAAUUUGGUCAUUACAUUGUCCCGUCUGGCUCGAGGGAAUCGUCUGGUCUUGCUCUCCGUCCAUCAGCCCCGUUCAGAUAUCUUUCAGCUCUUUGAUCUGGUGGUGCUCUUGUCAUCCGGUUCAGCAGUGUACUGCGGUCAGGCCAAAGACAUGGUACCCUACUUUACCGCUCUUGGAUACCCCUGUCCACGGUUGUGCAACCCUUCUGACUACUAUGUGGACUUGAUAAGCAUCGAUCGGCGCAAUCCCGAAAUAGAAGCAGCGUGUUUGGAGAAAACCAGAACUUUAGCAGCACAGUUUGUGGAGAAGGUGAACAACACAGAGGAUUUCAUGUGGAAAUCAGAAGAUUACGGUCCACAGCUGGACGAUCCUCAAAGCGUCACCUCCGUAUCACAGAUGGAUGCAGUGAUCACAGUGUCCAAGCAAAAGGACAGACUUCCGGGUAAACUUCACCAAUUCACAGUCCUGAUCAAACGGCAGGUCUUUAAUGACUAUCGUGAUCUGGUGACGCUGAUGGUUCAUGGUUUCGAAGCGCUGCUGAUGUCACUGCUCAUUGGUUUUCUUUAUUACGGGGCUGGAGGGCAGAGUUUAUCUGUACAAGAUACUGUGGCCUUGCUUUACAUGAUGGGGGCCCUGACACCCUUUGCUGUGGUGCUGGACGUCAUAGCAAAGUGUCAUUCAGAAAGAGCCAUGCUUUAUCAUGAACUGGAGGAUGGGAUGUACUCAGUCACCUCAUACUUUUUUGCCAAGGUCCUCGGCGAGCUUCCAGAGCACUGUGUUUUUACACUGGUAUACGGUUUGCCCAUCUACUGGCUGGCUGGGCUCAAUUAUGCUCCUGAUCGGUUUCUUCUCAACUUCCUGUUGGUGUGGCUGAUAGUGUACUGCAGUCGCUGCAUGGCACUAUUUGUGGCAGCAGCCCUGCCAACAUUGCAGACGUCUUCCUUCAUGGGCAACGCAUUCUUCACCGUCUUCUACCUGACGGCAGGCUUUGUCAUAAGUCUAGACAACAUGUGGCUGGUGGCGUCCUGGUUUUCCUACAUCUCCUUCAUGCGCUGGGGUUUUGAUGGAAUGCUGCAGGUUCAGUUUCAAGGAGUCAAAAUCCCAGUUUCAAUUGGAAAUGUGACUGUAGAAUUAGAUGGUAUUAAAGUGGUGGAGAUGAUGAAAAUGAACCAGUAUCCACUUUAUUCCUGCUUCCUGGUGCUUAUUGCUGUUGCUUUUGUUUUCAUGUUGCUCUAUUUUGUGUCACUCAAAUAUAUUAAACAGAAAUCCAGUCAGGAUUGGUAAGAAACAGCUCACAUUAAAGGGACACUCCACUUUUUUUUUUUUGAAAAUAUCAUUUUCCAGCUCCCCUAGAGUU
Misgurnus anguillicaudatus (oriental weatherfish) is the source of this 2171-nucleotide messenger RNA. RefSeq names its product ATP-binding cassette, sub-family G (WHITE), member 8 (gene abcg8). The record is from RefSeq and is a predicted model, not a curated record. Gene Ontology annotation, cellular component: plasma membrane; signaling receptor complex. Lineage: Eukaryota; Metazoa; Chordata; Actinopteri; Cypriniformes; Cobitidae. Gene Ontology annotation, biological process: transmembrane transport; cholesterol efflux; cholesterol homeostasis. Gene Ontology annotation, molecular function: ABC-type transporter activity; cholesterol transfer activity; ATP binding.